CGGAGGGACUGCAUCCGACGGCCGCUUUGCAGCUCUAUGCGGCCGCCGCACAGUUGGCGCCCGGCGGCGUACGCGUGCCGCCCUGGGGACCCUUUCUGCAGUUCGGAGUGCCCGGCGUAUUCGGGCCGAAUGGCCCCUUCUUGGGCAGGCCGCGCUUCGAGGCAGCGGCCGGCGGACAUCCCACCACAGCCGCUGCGGCAGCAGCGGCCACCCAAAUGGCAGCGGUCAAUGCGAGCAAUGCAUUUGCCAAUCUCACCGGCCUGAGCGCCGCGGCGCUGCGCAACGUUAGCGCCGCCCAGACAACGGCCGUGGCAGCGGUCGCCAGCACCGUGGCCACCAUCCAGCAUCGCCUCAUGAUUGGCAAUCGGCAGAGCUUGCCGCCGGCUGGACCGCCCAGCGAGGGCUCCAACGAGGACGGCGGCUUUCCUGGCGAUGGGGAUGACGAUAGCAGCGCCGCAAAGCGUCGACGCUCGCGCACGAACUUCAACUCGUGGCAGCUGGAGGAGCUGGAGCGCGCCUUCUCGGCCAGCCACUAUCCGGACAUCUUCAUGCGCGAGGCACUGGCCAUGCGGCUCGAUCUGAAGGAGUCGCGAGUUGCGGUAUGGUUCCAGAAUCGACGUGCCAAGGUGCGUAAGCGCGAGCACACCAAAAAGGGUCCCGGACGACCCGCACACAACGCACAGCCGCAGACGUGCAGCGGCGAACCGAUUCCUCCCAACGAGCUAAAAGCCAAGGAGCGAGCGCGACGGCGCAAGAAGCUGGCCAAGGCGAUCGAUAGGCAGGCGCGCAAGCUGCAGGCGAAGGGCAUCACCGUCGACCUGGAGGCGCUGAAGGCCGAAUACAUAUCACAGCACAAGGCGAACGGCACGUUCUCCGAUUCCGAUCUGGAGGACGAUGGCAUACAGAUCGAUGUGGUGGGCGGCACGGACAGCGACGACGAGCUGGACAGCGAUGCAGUGAGUCCGCCCCGCAUGGGCGGCGGCCACCAUGGACUGUCGCACUGCGAUGGCGAUGGCGACAGCUCGCGUGCUGGCAGCUACAUUGGUGGCGGCGGCAGCCUGGGCAGUCCCAGCUCGGCGGCGCCACCGACGCUGCAUGGCAGCAAUGGGGCAGGUGGUGCUGGUGCCGGCGGCGGCGGUGCAGGUGGCAACUAUAUGCACUCAGAGCAAUCGGAUGGCGGUGAGCUGGACGAGCGCGAAUCGGCAUCGCCCAAGGCGCUGCUCUUUCCCGCCAAGGCAUUCCAUCAACUGAACCUGCAGAACACACAGCACAGCCACAGUCACAGCCACAGCCACAGCGCAGCGGCAGCGACGGCGACGGCGGCAGCGGUCGCAGCAGCGGCCAAUCUCGUCCAUCAGACCUCGCCCAUCAGCAUGCGGCGCAGCAAUCCGUUCAGUAUCGAAUCGCUGCUCUUCAACAAUACGUGAGGCAC
This is a messenger RNA of Drosophila hydei, 1432 nucleotides long. RefSeq names its product homeobox protein unc-4 (gene unc-4). The transcript is spliced from 4 exons. Gene Ontology annotation, molecular function: sequence-specific double-stranded DNA binding; DNA-binding transcription factor activity, RNA polymerase II-specific. The coding region runs from base 216 to 1427 and encodes 403 amino acids. Lineage: Eukaryota; Metazoa; Arthropoda; Insecta; Diptera; Drosophilidae. The record is from RefSeq and is a predicted model, not a curated record. Gene Ontology annotation, biological process: regulation of DNA-templated transcription.